Molecule: messenger RNA, 1209 nt
Organism: Limulus polyphemus (Atlantic horseshoe crab)
Lineage: Eukaryota; Metazoa; Arthropoda; Merostomata; Xiphosura; Limulidae
Product: fasciclin-2-like
Exons: 7
Coding region: 124-1209 (361 amino acids)
Biological process (GO): cell adhesion
Cellular component (GO): neuron projection; membrane
Source: RefSeq, a predicted model, not a curated record
UGUACAGAAAAGGUUGUAGUAUUGACUGAUAACGUAUUUUGAAACCUUGUGAAAGCGUUUUAUGAAGAUUUCGUGUUCAUUAAUUGUAGAAACAGGAAUUUAGCUUUGCGUGAUAUAUCUAAAAUGUGUGAUGUGACACGAAUAUACGUAUUGCUCUCACUAGUUGGAUUUGGGUGUGUAGCACAGAGUCAAGAUAGGGCUACAUUGGAGAUAAAUCCAGAGGGAGAUACACAUAGAAAGCCUGCUGAGGAAAGUUUUGGGCUAUUCUGUUUAGGGAAGAGUGAUAGACCUGAACUGUUUGGAGAAAUGAAGUGGUUUGGACCAACAAAGAAAGAUAUGAAUGAUGUGAAAAGACAAGAAAUUGAAGUCAAAAGAGAAGAAAGAAGUAUUCUAUCUUUAUCUUUUAUAAAACCAUACACUAAUGACAGUGGUGUUUAUACUUGCACUGCCAUUUAUGACAACUCUGAGAAGCUAGAAGCAUCAGUACAGGUUACUUUCUAUCAUGAUAUAACUUGGGAUGAUUGCCCACAAACCCAGGCUUUAAUUUUGGGCCAAGUAGGGAAUAUCAAAUGUAAAGUAACUGGUAACCCUACACCUAAAGUUGAGUGGUAUAAAAAUGGCAUACCUCUAGCAGAAGAUCGUUACAAGUCUUACAGUGAAGGAAUUAAAAUUGCCAGAGUUGAGGAAGUAGACAAAGGCCUGUAUAAAAUUAGAGCCACUGUUAAACAGACUGGAGCACUAAGUCAGAGAAACAUAACUGUUGACAUUCAUGUACCACCAAUGAUAAGAGAUCUACCUGACACAACAGAAGCUGUAGAGGGAGAGUCUGUGAUUUUACAUUGUUCAGCUGAUGGCUACCCUUCUCCUGAAUAUUCCUGGUUGAACAAGGAGUAUAAAAACAUGAGCAAAGAACAAGGCUAUGAUGUCGAUAAGGACAAGGGCACAUUAACUAUACUGAAAGUUGAAAAAGAAGAUAAAGGAAAAUAUACAUGUGUGGCAAAAAAUCCUGCUGGUGAAAAUAGAAAGACAACAACAUUAAUGGUGAUUUCAAAACCAAAUAUUGUUAUGUUAGAAAAUGUAACAAUACAAGUAUCCAAAACAGCAGUGCUUGAGUGUCAUGUGACAGGGGAUCCAGUGCCAGAAAUAACCCUCAGAAAAGAUGGAGCAGUUGUUCAAAAUGUAAGACAGACUUCAUUUAUCAAAAUGUAG